Molecule: messenger RNA, 1026 nt
Organism: Sinocyclocheilus rhinocerous
Lineage: Eukaryota; Metazoa; Chordata; Actinopteri; Cypriniformes; Cyprinidae
Product: transcription elongation factor SPT5-like
Exons: 4
Coding region: 67-429 (120 amino acids)
Source: RefSeq, a predicted model, not a curated record
UACAUGUAUUUGAUGUGGUUUGUACAGUAGUGUUGCCGUCUGGAUAACACAGAAGAAAACAAAGAGAUGUCUGACAGCGAUGACAGCGAUUUCUCUGAUAAUCAGAGCGAGAGGAGCAGCGAGGCUGAGGAGGUGGAGGAGAAUGAGGAGGAGGAGGAGGAACAGGGGAGUGUAGCUGGCAGUGACAAGGCUGAGGAGGAGGAGGGAGAAGAUUUGGAGGAUGAGGAGGAAUAUGAUGAAGAGGAGGAAGAGGAUGAUGACCGGCCCAGGAAAAAACCUCGGCAUGGUGGCUUCAUCUUGGAUGAAGCCGAUGUUGAUGAUGAAUAUGAAGAUGAAGAUCCAUGGGAGGACGGUGCUGAAGACAUCUUAGAAAAAGUUAACGGUAAACCAAUUCCAGAUUUCUCUGCUCUUUGUUUUCUUUCUGUCUAAUUAAACUGAUUAAUUCUCAGACCAUUGUUUCACAUUCGGUAAAAUCCAUACCCAUGAUCUGCACCCCUCUAACAUUUGUUUGUGAUGUUUAAAGUUGUUUGGCUAAUGUUUAAUUUGCUUUAAUUUCUUAACAAGGAGCAUGGAUGGCAAAUACAUUUUUAGCAGUACACUUUUUCUUCUUUGCAUCGUUAAAAUACAUUCAGUAAGGUCAAAGUCAAUAAAGCCAAUUAUUUUAAGAUGCACCAUUCAUCGAAAAGGGGACUGUUGAGAGGGGACUGACUGAGUUCUGAAAGGGAACCAAAUAUGGUCAUUUGCCUGAAACUGCUCCUUUGAACAAAAAAACAAAACCCAAUUCCAUAUGUUUGAUAGUAUUCAAGUGUGCUUAUUGUAUUGCAUCAGCUAACAGUGACAUGACAUCAUUAUCAUGUAGUUUCCAUCUUUAAAAUAUAUCACAUUUGCAAGCCUGCCCAUCAUUUGUAAUUUCCCUUUUUAUUUCUGUUUACCUGGUCCUGUCUAUGCCCUUGACUGAAAUUGCUGUGUGCACAUGACUUUGUUUUAUGGCUCAUGUUCCUCCCUUCCUCCCUCAACUCUGGAUUU